UGAUUGGAUAAUAGCUGUGGUACAACUAAUCAUUUUUGUCUCCUUUUUACCAUAUAAGGACGUACCUGUCCAACAUUGAACAGUUGACAAGGAUCCCUCGCGUAUACAGCCGACCAGUCAAGACCAAGACAAACAAUGUUGUCCUUCGUGGUGGUGUGUCUAGUCUCUAUGGUCGUAGUGAGGGCCUCCUAUAUCCUCCCACGAGGGACGAAACCCACCUGCGUUGGUCCGUAUUGUAGAAAUGUUGCUACUGGUAACAUACCUGUUGUCACCCCGAUCCAUCAAUCUGAUUCUGGCAACCUGUUGACACAUGGACUGUAUAGAAACGGAAUGAACCUGUACCGAAGUAAUGGAAUAGGCCAGCAGAGAUACCAUGGAAUAAACCAGAACGGCAAAAAUAAAAUCAACCAGUACGUACAAUAUGGCACCAACCAGUACAGGAACAAUGCAAUGAACCAGCAAGGAUACUUGGGAGAUAAACAGUUCGGGAACAACAGGAAGAGCCAACAAGGAAAUCGUGGACCCAUGAGCAUACCACGUAUCAUACAAAACUUUGGAGAUAAACAAUACGGGAACAACGGGAAGGGCCAACUAGGAAGUCGUGGACCCAUGAGCAUACCACGUAUCAUACAAAACUUUGGAGAUAAACAAUACGGAAACAACGGGAAGAGCCAACUAGGAAGUCGUGGACCCAUGAGCAUACCACGUGUCGUUCAAAACUUUGGAGAUAAACAAUACGGGAACAACGGGAAGAGCCAACUAGGAAGUCGUGGACCCAUGAGCAUACCACGUGUCGUUCAAAACUUUGGAGAUAAACAAUACGGGAACAACGGGAAGAGCCAACUAGGAAGUCGUGGACCCAUGAGGAUACCACGUGUCAUACACGGAGGACGGACACACAGUGGUAUUUCUGCAUUGCUAAGCAGGAGGACUAGCAGAUUAGCAGGACCCAAAGUUUACAGAGGCGACUAAAGGUAUUGCCGAUGUAAUCACGUGGAACUGGUGUCUACAGUGACCAUGGUUAUUAAAUAAUAAACGAUAGGCGUUUG
Messenger RNA from Pecten maximus, 1049 nucleotides. RefSeq names its product N66 matrix protein-like. The coding region runs from base 136 to 972 and encodes 278 amino acids. The transcript is spliced from 3 exons. NCBI's taxonomy places the organism in Eukaryota, Metazoa, Mollusca, Bivalvia, Pectinida, Pectinidae. The record is from RefSeq and is a predicted model, not a curated record.